Molecule: messenger RNA, 875 nt
Organism: Gossypium raimondii (Peruvian cotton)
Lineage: Eukaryota; Viridiplantae; Streptophyta; Magnoliopsida; Malvales; Malvaceae
Exons: 5
Coding region: 62-703 (213 amino acids)
Source: RefSeq, a predicted model, not a curated record
ACAAAAAAAAUCUAUUUAAGAAAAUAGGAAUUAAUCUGAAAAAAUAAACGAAGUAGCAGAGAUGGCGUGCAUGACGGUAUUACGUUCCGUUCCUGUAACGGAGCCGUGGAGGCCACUUCAAAGAAACGGGAAUUCCCAUUCUGUCAAAACGUUGAGGAGCUUUGAAAUAUCUACGGCGAAGAGAGGAUGCCGGGGGGCGGUGGUUAGGGUUCGAAACCUUCACUUCUGGAAACGGACUCAGAAACUGAAUUGCUCUGAUAAUGAAACGUCGCCGUCGUCGACAUCCGAGGAGGAUGACCUCGAGCAAGGCCCUCCUCAGGAAGCCGUUCUCAAAGCAAUUUCAGAGGUAUCAAAGACAGAAGGGAGAGUUGGGCAAACUACAAAUGUGGUUAUUGGUGGUACUGUAGCCGAUGAUUCAACUAACGAAUGGCUUGCUUUGGAUCAGAAGGUCAACUCAUACCCUACUGUUAGAGGAUUUACAGCAAUUGGAACAGGUGGCGAUGAUUUUGUGCAAGCUAUGAUUGUUGCUGUGGAAUCUGUGAUACAACAGCCGAUUCCUGAGGGUCGGGUGAGGCAGAAGUUAUCAUCUAGGGGGAAAUAUGUAUCUGUCAACAUUGGUCCUGUUCAAGUUGUAUCUAGUGAACAGGUUCAAGCCGUGUACAAUGCCAUGAAGAGAGAUGAUCGGAUGAAAUACUUUUUAUAAUGUGAUAUGAUCCUCAUUCUUGUUUUGAGUUGAAUGUGAUCAUGUAGAGGAGGUAUCUUCAUCCUGGUUGGUUUGUCUCUUUAACCAAAAGGCAUUCUGAUGGUUUUAUUUUAUGUUGUAUUAUUUGUAUAUGAUAGUUUAUUUACUAAUCAUCAUUGAGGCCUUGACAUAA